AUGCUGCGCUGGCUGCGGGGCCUCGUGCUGCCCGAGGUGGCCUGCCUGAGUGAGGAAGACCACUUCCGCUACCAGAUCCUCUUUGAAGAUCUGGACCGCAAUGGGGACGGCGUGGUGGACAUCGUGGAGCUCAGGGAAGGGUUGGACUACUGGAGCUCCUCGUUUGGCAUGAGCUCGGAGAAGGAAAUUCUUGAAGCUGCAGAUACCAAUGCUGACUCAAAACUGAACUUUGAAGAAUUUGUGCAGUACCUUCAAGACCAUGAGAUAAAAAUGAAAUUGGCAUUUCAUAGUUUGGACAGAAAUAACAACGGAUUAAUAGAAACUUCAGAAGUAGUUGAUGCUGUGAAGGCAUUGGGUAUAAAUAUUUCUGAAGCUCAGGCAAAAACCAUUGUGAAAAGCAUCGACAGUGAUGACACAAUGACAUUAGACUGGGAUGAAUGGAAAUACUACUUUUUACUUCAUCCUGCAACAAAUAUCAGUCAAAUUAUUCGUUUCUGGAAGCGUUCUACGAUGGUUGAUAUAGGAGAGAGUCUAUCUAUUCCAGAUGAAUUUACCGAGCAAGAAAAGCGGACUGGGAUUUGGUGGAAGCGUUUGGUGGCAGCAGGAAUAGCUAGUGCAGUGGCACGCACCUUCACGGCGCCCUUUGACCGCUUGAAAGUCAUGAUGCAGGUUCACAGUUUACAGACAAGGAGAAUGAGACUGACUAGUGUGUUUCAGCAGCUGGUAAAAGAAGGAGGGAUUAUUUCUCUUUGGAGAGGAAAUGGUGUGAAUAUUUUUAAAAUAGCACCAGAGACAGCAGUCAAAAUAGGGUCCUAUGAGCAGUAUAAGAAAUGGCUUAGUUUUGAUGAUGCUCAUGUAGGAAUUCUGGAAAGAUUUAUAGCUGGCUCAUUGGCUGGUGCAACUGCUCAGACCUGUAUUUACCCCAUGGAGGUUGUAAAGACCAGACUGACUGUAGGCAAAACUGGAGAAUAUUCUGGAGUUAUUGAUUGUUGCAAGAAACUUGUUAGAAAAGAAGGUGUCCAAACCUUUUUCAAAGGGUAUGUUCCUAGCAUGCUGGGCAUUGUACCUUAUGCAGGCUUAGAUCUUGCUGUUUAUGAGCUUUUGAAGAACUAUUGGCUAGAACAUUUUUCACAAAAGUCUGUAAACCCUGGAAUAAUGAUUUUGCUGGCCUGUAGUACGCUGUCUCACACUUGCGGCCAGUUAGCAAGCUUUCCUCUACACCUCCUUAGAACCCGCAUGCAGGCCGACGCUCUGGUUGACAAGGAAACAGUACCAAUGACUGAGCUCAUUCAGGAAAUAUAUAACAAAGAAGGAAAAAAGGGAUUUUUCAGGGGCUUCACCCCUAACAUCUUAAAGGUGAUUCCUGCAAUAGGCAUUGGCUGUGUCGCUCAUGAAACAGUGAAACCACUUUUGGGAAUAAUCUAG
Perognathus longimembris pacificus (Pacific pocket mouse) is the source of this 1425-nucleotide messenger RNA. RefSeq names its product calcium-binding mitochondrial carrier protein SCaMC-1-like. Gene Ontology annotation, cellular component: mitochondrial inner membrane. Gene Ontology annotation, molecular function: ATP transmembrane transporter activity; calcium ion binding. Gene Ontology annotation, biological process: transmembrane transport. The transcript has 10 exons. Bases 1 to 1425 code for a protein of 474 amino acids. The record is from RefSeq and is a predicted model, not a curated record. Lineage: Eukaryota; Metazoa; Chordata; Mammalia; Rodentia; Heteromyidae.